UACUAAGUUUCAUUCUGCUAAUGAUGUAUGAUUUUUUAUUUCACUAAGGAUGAAAUUUACCACUCGAAUUUUAGAUUAACGUAUUUCAUGGUGAUUUAUGCAUUGUUUUUUAGGUUUAUUUAAUUUAGGUUUAUUUAAAAUUUUUUGGUAUGAUGGAAGAACUACAUAAAAAAAUUGGAGCCGUUUUUUUACCUGGUGAUGUUAUUCUACCCUCAACAAAUGCUGAAACUUUAUUUGGUGCAAAAACUAGAUUUGGAGGAGGUAUUAGGCAAGAAGGAGCAAGUAUUGUUGCAUUCAAAGCUGGAAUUUUGAAAGUAAGUGAAUCAAGAUGUUGUAUUUGGAUUGAAACUAACCAAAAGCGAUACGUAGGAACAAAAAAUGACACAAUAAUUGGUAUAAUAACAAGUAGAGGCAUUGAUAGUUACAAAGUAGACAUUGGCUGCAGUCAUUUAGCAAGCUUAAACAAUCUCGCAUUUGAAGGUGCUACGAAAAGGCAUAAGCCUAACUUAAAGAUUGACGAUCUUGUCUUCGCAAAACUUAUAGUUGCAAAUAAAGACAUGGAACCAGAAUUAUCAUGUGUGGAUGAACAUGGUAAAAGUAACAAUCUUGGUCCUAUUAAUGAUGGAUAUAUGUUUGCGGUUCCAUUCGGUUUAAGUCGGCAACUGCUAAAAAUGCCAGAAAGUAGAGUCCUUAGCUUGCUAGGCAAACAUUUUUGCUUUGAAAUUGUAAUUGGCAUGAAUGGGCGAGUGUGGAUAAGCGCGAAAAAUAUCAUCGACACAAUAGCGAUAUCGAAUGCUAUUAUCAGUGCGCAAUUUAUGGAAGAUAACCAAAUAACUGUUAUGGUAAAACAGUUGAUUGAUAGCAUCGCUGGAUUUAAUGAUGAAGAUUAGAAGACGUUAUCUUUGCGUGAUUAGUUUUCGUGUAGCUGUGUUAUGCAUGUCGUAUAAACACUUAUAAGCAUAUUCAGGCUCAGUUACUUAAAAAUCAACAUAAUUUCGAGGUUCAGUUGAACAGAUAUUCUAAAUCUUCGUGAAUCUUAAGUUCAAUAACUUUUGUUGAGAAAUUUUCUUUCCCCGAAAAUAGUUUGUUAAAUAUACCAAAGCCUGUUUUCAAGUUUUCAUAUGCUUGUAACAAGACUGUAUAUACGUGUCUGAUUACCAUUAAAAUUUAUUGCAUGGUUUUAGUAACCAGUAACCAAACCAGAA
Molecule: messenger RNA, 1205 nt
Organism: Hydractinia symbiolongicarpus
Lineage: Eukaryota; Metazoa; Cnidaria; Hydrozoa; Anthoathecata; Hydractiniidae
Product: putative exosome complex component rrp40
Exons: 1
Coding region: 150-890 (246 amino acids)
Biological process (GO): nuclear polyadenylation-dependent rRNA catabolic process; U4 snRNA 3'-end processing; exonucleolytic trimming to generate mature 3'-end of 5.8S rRNA from tricistronic rRNA transcript (SSU-rRNA, 5.8S rRNA, LSU-rRNA)
Cellular component (GO): cytoplasmic exosome (RNase complex); nuclear exosome (RNase complex)
Molecular function (GO): RNA binding
Source: RefSeq, a predicted model, not a curated record